AUGGGCGCCUAUCUCUAUGGGCGCCUAUCUCUAUGGGCGCCUAUCUCUACGGGCGCCUAUCUCUAUGGGCGCCUAUCUCUAGGGGCGCCUAUCUCUAGUGGCGCCUUUCUCUAUGGGCGCCUAUCUCUAGGGGCGCCUAUCUCUAUUCGCGCCUAUCUCUAUGGGCGCCUAUCUCUAUGGGCGCCUAUCUCUAUGGGUGCCUAUCUCUUUGGGCGCCUAUCUCUAUGGGCGCCUAUCUCUAGGGGGGCGCCUAUCUCUAUGGGCGCCAAUCUCUGGGGGCGCCUAUCUCUAGGGGCGCCUAUCUCUAGGGGCGCCAAUCUCUAUGGGCGCCUAUCUCUAGGGGCGCCUAUCUCUAGGGGCGCCUGUCUCUAUGGGCGCCUAUCUCUAUGGGCGCCUAUCUCUAGGGGCGCCUAUCUCUAUGGGCGCCUAUCUUUAGCGGCGCCUAUCUCUAGGGGCGCCUAUCUCUAG
This is a messenger RNA of Closterium sp. NIES-65, 468 nucleotides long. The record is from the annotation of a GenBank genome assembly. NCBI's taxonomy places the organism in Eukaryota, Viridiplantae, Streptophyta, Zygnematophyceae, Desmidiales, Closteriaceae.